Molecule: messenger RNA, 1100 nt
Organism: Aspergillus steynii IBT 23096
Lineage: Eukaryota; Fungi; Ascomycota; Eurotiomycetes; Eurotiales; Aspergillaceae
Gene: rhbA
Product: Rheb family small GTPase rhbA
Exons: 4
Coding region: 236-799 (187 amino acids)
Biological process (GO): small GTPase-mediated signal transduction
Cellular component (GO): plasma membrane
Molecular function (GO): GTPase activity; GDP binding; GTP binding
Source: RefSeq, a predicted model, not a curated record
CCCAGACUCAUCCCAUCUCCCGGACACUGUUCCCCCAAAACCAAUUGGACCAGGCGCCCUUGAUUGAUUUCAUUUGGACUUACUGUACUCUCAGGUUUGAGUACAUAUCUAUUUGGAAAUACUUUGUUCCAUCAUCUUUUCCGCCGCGGCACUACGCAGCAGGGAGGUCCAACGAAACUAGUGCUGUGCAAUAGUUUGUUUGCUGGACUUGCUUGCUACCAUAACUGCUAUAAUAAUGCCAGCAGCGCCGAAACAGCGAAAGAUAGCUAUUGUUGGCAGUCGAUCUGUUGGGAAAUCUUCUCUUACAGUGCGAUUUGUCGAACACCAUUUCGUAGAGAGUUAUUACCCGACCAUCGAGAAUACGUUCAGCCGCAUCAUAAAAUUCAACGGCCAGGAUUUUGCAACGGAGAUUGUUGACACAGCUGGUCAAGAUGAGUAUAGCAUUCUGAAUUCUAAGCAUUUCAUUGGAAUCCAUGGAUACAUCAUUGUCUACUCGGUGGCUUCCCGACAAUCCUUUGACAUGGUCAGAGUUAUCCGAGAUAAGAUACUAAAUCAUCUUGGAGCAGACUAUGUGCCCCUCGUGAUUGUCGGAAAUAAAAGUGACCUCAAAGAUGAGCAACGCCAGGUAUCUCUAGACGAAGGCCGACAGCUGGUAGAAGAACUCCAUUGCGCGUUUACCGAGGCUAGCGCGCGUCUUGGCUACAACGUGGAUAGGGCUUUCGAUUUAAUGAUCGGGGAAAUCGAAAAGUCGCAAAAUCCAUCCCAGCCCACGGGAGGGAACAAGUGCAAUGUAAUGUGAAAUCUGGGGGUGUGUUCGAGCCGAAUAAUAAUCAGAACCAAGGCACUUGUAAACUGGGGCGCGUUGCUAAACUCCAUAACCAGGUCUUAACUUGGUGGGAUGUUGGGUGUCAUUCCGUUGUCCUUUUUCUAUUUAGCUUGCCUGUUGUGUUAAAUGACAAAGAGGGAUGGUUUAUCUUUGGCUAGUUCGUCGCUAAAAAUGCGCUCGUUUGAAACCGGUUGAAGACAUUGGUUUUGGCACCUGAAUUAUUCUGCAUGGGACCUGGCAGCAGCCCACUCACUAUCUUGCUUGCCGCUCAGAC